AUGGGUGCAUUGUGCUGUGCUGGUGAAGCCUGUUGUUCUUGUUUAUGUGGCUGUUGUAUGCGGUGCUGCAGUACUUCUCAUAAGCAGCAUAUGAGGUUAGGUUAUUUGGUCAUCAUGAUCUUAGCUGCAUUUUUUGGGAUGAUUUUCUUAUACUUUGGAGACGAAAUGAUGACACCAUGAACCAAAUUUGGAUUUGCGGAUUGCUCAGGGACUGAUAAAAGCAUUUGUUUAGGGGUUCAAACAAUUUACCGUGAAAGCUUUACUUUGGUGCUUUUUUACAUCAUCAUGCUUGGACUAAGCAUUCCAGGAGGUAGAAUGUCGGCAAUUAUAAAUCAAGGGUGCUGGCUUAUGAAAGGAUUAAUCAUUACUGUUCUGUUCAUUAUCACGUUUUUCAUUGAUAAUGCUUUCUUCGAUAUUUAUAGAGAAAUAUCAAGAUAUGUAUCAGUGGCAUUCUUGGUAAUGCAGAUCAUUGUUAUUAUAGAUUUCGCAUAUACCUGGAAUGAGACGUGACUGGAAAACUAUGAAAAUUCUAGUGAGUCAGGCUACUGGUCGUUUUGCUUGUUUUUCUUUUCAGGUCUGAUGUGGAUAGUUGCGCUAACAACAAUUGUGCUAGCUGCCCCCUUUAGAUUGAAACAAAAUAUAGGUAAAAUUAAUUUUUUGUAUUUUAACCCUCUUUAAAUUGGAAUAAUUUUUUAAUAGGAAAUUUAUUGGAAAAAGUGCAAGUCGAAUAUUAUUUAAGCAGUUUUAACACUAAAUCAAUUAAUAUUUUGAAUUAAUUCUUCAUAAAAUAAAUUGACGAAAAAUAUUGCAUUCAUUUUAUAUUUUUCUAAUAUUAUAAAUUAUUUUUAAAAACAAAAUUAGCCCCCUUUAAGUUAUAUGAACAGGAUUUUUGUUCCAAUUUAAAUGGGAGAGUAAGCUAUUAUUGGUUUACAACAGAUAGCGGCUGUGAGUUAAAUAUUUUCCUGAUUUCAUUAACUUUGGCACUUGGGAUCAUUUUCACAGGAUUAUCUUUGACUGGGAUGGUAGAGCAUGGAUGUAAUUUUUAUGUAGCUUUGCUUACAAGUUCAGCAGUGAACUUAUAUUGUGUUUAUUUAUGCUUAAUUGGGAUGGCUAGCUCAAGCUCCAGCUGUAAUUCGUGGAAUGAUAAAGCAUCGACUGCUAUAACGAUUGUUCUAGGUCUGUUUGCAGCAUUGAUAAUGCUUUUAUAUGUAACUUUUAGGAAAAGAGAAGCAAAAGAUGAGCAAGCGCCUAUAAGAGGAGUUGCUGAGGCAGUCUUAGCAGAAGAAGAUGAUGGAAACGAGGCAGCUCCUUAUAAAGAGGAAGACGAUAAUGAAAGCCCUUCUAAAAUGGUGUUUUUCCAUCUUUUGAUGAUUUUGACCUCAAUCUACUUUGCUAUGCUUUUGACUAAUUGGGGAGCAGCUCAUACAGGUGGAGCCUCUUAUGAUCAGUAAUUUUUUAUAUAGCAACGAAGGAAGCAUGUGGGUUAAUUUUUCGGCUUUGUGGUUCACAGUUCUGCUAUAUAUAUGGAGUUUACUUGCUCCUAAAAUAUGCAGUGGAAGAGAUUUCUCUUAA
Molecule: messenger RNA, 1572 nt
Organism: Blepharisma stoltei
Lineage: Eukaryota; Ciliophora; Heterotrichea; Heterotrichida; Blepharismidae
Source: the annotation of a GenBank genome assembly